AUGGGCCACGCGGCAAGGUUAACCCAACAACAGAGACCGGUAUCCUCCCUAUUAUCCCACUUUGAGGGACUUUCGCAUCGCAAGACGAAAUCGACAGUCGGGACCAUUCCACACGAUUCUUCAAAUCGCUUCCUCAGGACCCCCGAACCUGGCGAAGAACCUCGGUCUUCAACCCGAGCCUCCUUGGACCUACCUCGGCCAGAUUGUCAAUGGAACUCCACUACGGAGGAGAGGCUAGGCCGUCGCAAUGAUCAAGUCAAUGACCAGCAGUUCCGGCCGCGUGGUUCGCCCGGAAGUCAAAGCCAACAUGGCCGGCCCAUCUCUAUGAACUUCCAGCAAUCGUCAUCGUCUCAACUCCCGCCGACCUUUGCUGUCCAUGCUCCUCAAUCGCCGCCACGUAGUCAACAAAGGGAACUUCGAUCGCCUAGCAAUGAAGACAACCGGACUACUAGGAGUUAUAUUCACCGCUCCAGGGAAUCUAUAUCUGCGGGUGUUUCCCCCGAUCCGUCCAUGCGAAUGACAACUCCGACGAAACUUGGAUCCUCUGUCCCAACGACGGAAACCAUGCAUAGAUUAUCGCCUAGUCUCUCUACCAUGAAUGGACGUGCAAGUCCAUUGGAUCGGAAACUUAAAAGUGCUUCAUUACCCCCGCCGGCGAACCGGGCAGAGAAGCCCAAAAUUCCAGCAAAGCCCGCCAUGUUUUCUCACCCGGAUACAAAUUCGUUGGCUCCACAGCCGGAAAAGUUAUCAUCUGAUGACCUGGUAUCGCCAUUCAGUACUCCUCCGAGUAGUCCAGAAAAGACUACUUCCAAGCCAGCCUCUGCUACAAAAUCUACCCCGCGACUCCCUCCUGGUAGGCCAUCAGCCGAACCUCUAACUCGCCACUCGUUUGAUCCACGACUCUCUCCUGGUAGGCCAUCAGCCGAACCUCUAACUCGCCACUCGUUUGAUCCACGACUCUCUCCUGGUAGGCCAUCAGCAGAACAUUCAACUCGCCACUCGUUUGAUGGGCGAAUCCCGGGCCCACUCUUGACUCCCAGGUAUGAUUCCAGGGAAACGAGCCUCUCCCGCACACGUCCGGUCCCCGAGCCCAAUCGAGGCUCGAAGCCAUUGAUGGUUCAGAUUCCAUCCACAUCUUCUACAUGCCCAGACUCAUCAACUGCUCCAAGUAUGUCUGCACAAAGACUUCGAGCUAGUGAUACUCCAAACGCUCGGCCUGGUCUUCCCCCAAGACCAACUUCUGCCCACCCCUAUCGAAGGACGCCUUCGCCUGCACGAGAUCUUCCCCAGCCUGUGGCUAGCCCGGCUCAAGUGGACCCAGUUCCUAGAGCUGCGCCAUCUUACCAUCAAUUUUCUGAGCCUCAUACUCCGCGUAUUGUUCAACGACAACCCUCUUUCCCACGCGAAUCGUCACUUAAAGAGCGCCGAGUAGUUCGAACAGACACAGAAGAAGAAGAAGUGGUGACUGACGAACCUGCAAUCUCACGGACUGAUUACCCCGACGCCUCACGGGCCAACAGACGUCCUCCGCUUCUCCGAACAGGCCCGACAGAGAUUCUUACCAAAUACGAUACUCGCUUGAUUGACGUGUGCGGAAAGUACGUUUGUACAACUGGGUAUAUCACCCGUGUUUGGGAUCUCACCACCGGUGAACAAGUCAUGAGUCUCAGCCAUGGCGAAACCGUGAAAUGCCUUUCCAUCGCUUUCAAGCCAGGGAACUCGCUCGAAGAGGAAGGCCAGCGGUUUUGGGUUGGCACCACCGCGGGCGACUUACAUGAGAUUGACAUCCAAUCGCGAUGCAUCGUGGCCACUCGCGCGUACCCCUCUCGUCGCGAGGUGAUUCAAAUUCUACGCCACAAGAAGGAAAUGUGGACUCUAGAUGACGAGGGUCGACUGCUUGUAUGGAUGCCAGAUGAAAGUGGCACGCCAAACCUGCAUUAUAGCUACCAUAGCCCUCAGGAGCGAGUAGCACGUGGACACACAUUCUCUAUAGUCGUGGAUGAUAAGCUCUUGUUGGCAGCUGGCAAGGAUGUUUACAUCUACCGGCCGGGCGCCCGAGAUGAGACUUCAUUUAAGCUCUUCAAACGGCCUAUAGGGCUACAACACUCCGGCGACGUAACAUCUGGUGCCUACACCACCAAGGAUGGCGGCCGAGUUUACUUGGGCCAUGCAGACGGCAAAGUUACUGUCUACUCUUCCAUUGACUUCUCUUGCUUGGCAGUCGUUAAUGUCAGCGUAUACAAGAUCAAUUGUCUAGGAUUUGUUGGAGACUAUCUAUGGGCAGCUUAUAAAACGGGUAUGAUCUACGUCUACGACGUCAGGACAAACCCCUGGACAGUUAAGAAGGACUGGCGUGCCCAUGCCAGCCCUGUAUCUGCCUUUGUGCUAGACACAAGCAGUGUUUGGACGAUGAAUCGUCUCCAAGUAACCUCGAUUGGUACCGACAAUUGCAUUCGUCUUUGGGAUGGCAUGCUGGAAGAUGAUUGGCUAGAUACUCGAAUGGAAAGCAAAGAUGUAGAGUUUUGCACCUUCCGAGAACUCAAAACCGUCGUUCUUACAUGGAAUGCUGGUGCUGCUACACCUGGCAGUGUGCGCACUUCUGAUUUCGUUAAAGACGCGCUUCGUCCAGAAGACCCUCCAGACAUUGUGGUUUUUGGAUUCCAAGAAUUGGUUGACCUUGAAAAUAAGAAAAUUACAGCGAGUCAGUAUCAGCCACCCUACAUUUCCGGUGUCUUGCUAACAUUGACCCCAGAGAGCUUGUUGCUUGGUAGCAAGAAGAAGGAGAACGGCGAGAAGGAACAUAUGAGCCGGCAGUACCGAGUCUGGGUCGAUCACUUGACUCGAACUCUCCACGAGUGCAUGCCUCUCGAGGAAUCCUACGUUCUUCUUCACACUUCCAACAUGGUGGGGCUGUUCACCUGUAUCUUUGUGAAGCAUAAGGAGCGCCUCAACAUCAAGAGCGUUUGCGCAUCUGAGAUUAAGCGGGGAAUGGGUGGAAUGCACGGUAAUAAGGGUGCUCUCAUCUGCCGAUUUGUCCUAGACGACACCUCUAUGUGCUUUGUCAAUUGCCAUCUUGCCGCGGGUCAAACGCAAACCGCAAAUCGCAACAAUGAUAUUGCCGCCAUUCUUGAGGCUGAAUCUCUACCUGCGGAGAACAGUCUCACGGCGCGGAGUGAUCAGUAUUCAAGUGGCGGUGAUGGUUCCAUGAUCAUGGACCACGAAGUGUGCAUCUUGAAUGGAGACCUGAACUAUCGAAUCGAUUCAAUCCCUCGCCACGUCAUUAUCAACGCCAUUCGCCAAAAUAACCUUGCCAAGCUUCUCGACCGCGACCAGCUUUUGGCCUCCCGGCGCAAAAACCCCGGAUUCCGACUGCGCAGCUUCAUUGAGGCACCGAUCACGUUUGCACCGACCUAUAAAUACGACGUUGGCUCUGACGAAUACGAUUCAAGUGAGAAGAAACGCUCCCCCGCCUGGUGCGAUCGCGUUCUCUACCGAGGCCCUGGCCGUAUCAAACAGCUCGAGUAUCGCAGACUUGAAGUCCGUGCCUCUGAUCACCGACCUGUCUGUGCGACUUUCAAGGUUCGCGUUAAGACGGUGCUGCCCCAAGAACGAGCUAUUGCUUGGGAAACUUGUCAGCAGGAGUUCCAAGAUGAGAAACGUCGGCUUGCUUCUGAAGCUAGCAUUGAAUAUCUCAUUACUGUUCUCGGCACGGAUGCCCGGCAAGCUCGUGCCUUGAUUUUGGGAACUGGGAAAAAUUAA
Molecule: messenger RNA, 3759 nt
Organism: Penicillium odoratum
Lineage: Eukaryota; Fungi; Ascomycota; Eurotiomycetes; Eurotiales; Aspergillaceae
Product: putative inositol polyphosphate phosphatase
Exons: 4
Coding region: 1-3759 (1252 amino acids)
Biological process (GO): phosphatidylinositol dephosphorylation
Molecular function (GO): phosphatidylinositol-4,5-bisphosphate 5-phosphatase activity; protein binding
Source: RefSeq, a predicted model, not a curated record